CGCUCACGCGCGGCCGUGCGUAUUGGAGAGGGCAGGGACGCCACAGACUCACAUCAGCUGCAGCGGCGCAGUCGGGUCGGAGCGCCCCGUCCAGCACUCAGCUGUUCAAACACGCGACCACCUCAAUCUGCACAGACGUCUUUUGACUCGCAAACGAUGGACCCCUCCCCUCCUCCCUCUCCCCAAAUAGCCACGAACAUGUCGGAGGAGUGCAAUGGGAGACGACGACGAUGAUGCGCACCCUGGCCAAAAUCCCGGAGCUUUUUUUGAACAGCUCUGUGGGUGCGCGCGCGCGCGUCGGGCUCGCCGUUGUUAUCCGGACUGCACUCGCCAACUUCCCCCGCUUUCCAUCAAGUCAUGUCUGAUACAGAGCAAUGGGCAAGUUUGACGACAACGAGAGGAUAAUCCUCAACGUCGGGGGCACCAGGCACGAGACCUACAAAAGCACCUUGAAGACCCUGCCCGGGACGCGCCUGGCCCUGCUUGCCUCUGACUCGGACGUGGACUCCGUGCUGGAUCAACUGCAACAAGUCCCCGGCUUCAUCGAGUACAACGCAGGGAACAACGAGUACUUCUUCGACCGCCACCCGGGCGUCUUCUCCUACGUGCUCAACUACUACCGCACCGGGAAACUGCACUGCCCGGCGGAUGUGUGCGGACCGCUGUUCGAGGAGGAGCUCUCCUUCUGGGGCAUCGAUGAGACGGAUGUGGAGCCCUGCUGCUGGAUGACUUACAGGCAGCACCGCGACGCGGAGGAGGCUCUGGACGUGUUCGAGCUCAACGUGGACAACGGGGAGGAUGAAGAGGAGAUAGGGAAGAGGCUCGGCAUCGAGGACGUGGCCUCCGACGGUAACGGCAGCCUGUGGAGGAAGUGGCAACCGGUGAUCUGGAAUCUAUUCGAGGACCCGUACUCCUCCAGAGCGGCGCGGUUCAUAGCCUUUGCAUCUUUGUUCUUCAUCCUGGUCUCCAUCACCACCUUUUGCUUGGAGACUCACGAGGCUUUCAAUACCAUCAUCAACAAGACGGAGCUGAUGCGGAACAGCACUGCGCCGGACUCAGGCCCGCAAUACGAGAUUGAAACCGACCCUGCACUCACCUAUGUGGAGGGCGUUUGCGUCUUCUGGUUUACUAUUGAGUUCCUAGUGCGUGUGACCUUCUGCCCUGUCAAGUUGGAGUUUGUUAAGAGCGUUCUUAACAUAAUUGACUUUGUGGCUAUCCUGCCGUUCUACUUGGAGGUGGGGCUGAGUGGCCUUUCAUCAAAGGCUGCUAAGGAUGUGUUGGGUUUCCUCAGGGUAGUGCGCUUUGUUCGUAUCCUGCGCAUCUUCAAGCUGACGCGCCAUUUUGUCGGGCUAAGGGUACUGGGCCACACAUUAAGAGCGAGCACCAAUGAAUUUCUUCUCCUCAUCAUCUUCCUGGCGUUGGGAGUGCUCAUUUUCGCCACCAUGAUCUACUACGCCGAACGAAUUGGCGCUAACCCCAACGACCCCACCGGUAGCCUCCACACAAAGUUCAAGAAUAUUCCCAUUGGCUUCUGGUGGGCCGUGGUAACCAUGACAACACUGGGCUAUGGUGACAUGUAUCCAGAGACCUGGUCGGGCAUGGUCGUUGGAGCUCUGUGCGCCCUAUCGGGUGUGCUGACGAUAGCGAUGCCUGUGCCUGUUAUUGUCAAUAACUUUGGGAUGUACUACUCCCUGGCCAUGGCCAAGCAGAAGCUACCCAAGAAGAGGAAGAAACACAUCCCUCAGGUGGUGCAGGGAGGGUCCCCCAUAUACUGCAAAGCAGAUCUCAACACCACUUGCAACAGCACUCAUGGCGACCUGUGUCACAUCAAAGGGACCAGGGUGAUGGAACGCAACCGCGCAGUUCUGUCAGACUGCAGUGGGGGCAGCGACCUGACCAUGUCUUCAGAAGAGAGGGUCUCCAUGCGGAGGUCCAGCACCCGGGAACAAGACGAGCAGAGUGGGGGGACAUGCUUCUUGCUCGGUGCUAGUGACUACAGCUGCCCUGCAGACGGAGGGAUGCAAAAAACAGAUAACUGUAAGGAGGUUGGCUUUUCUGGUUUCACUCAAGCAGAAAGCAGCGUUCUGUCUUCCUGGCUUGAGAAGAAAAGGCAUUGCCAUUGCAGGCGAUGUAAACCUUCUGAGCGAGUGUGAGGGUCAAGUUGAAGUGUGAAACACUAUCACCCAUUUUGGUGCUGAGUUAAUAUUGUGGCGGUGCUUGAAUCAUGGGUUAUUGAAUGAUCCUGAGUAGAGACAGCUGUAUGUAGUUGCAGAAACAUGUACUAUCGAUGGCACUGUUAAAACGGCUGCUUGCAGCAUUGGAAUAAGCUGGUAAUUAUCACGAUAUAGGUAUAAUUACUCACUGUAUCAUAUGUCACCAGGUGGAGUUCAUUUCAAAGAAAACCUUGAUACCUAAUUUAUAUGUACAUUUUCGCUUUUUAAAUCCCACUUUCUUUGAGCCAUCACCAAGGGGUAUUGACUACUCUAAUUCCCAAACCAGACACACUGCCCAGAACUCCCUCAGAACUCUUAUUGAGUCUUAAAUUAAAACAAAAGCAGCCUGAGCUUUGUCAUUUCUGCAUCUGCUGUAUUUCAUAAAUUGCCUCCACAGGUGAGGGACAGCAGACAUGACCGUGCGGCAGCCCUACUGGUUGUCUAUACCAGUAACAGAUGGUUGCCAAGCAACUGGCUCACGCGGCGAGAUCCAUCUUACACAUAACUCGGCAAAAAGUCAUACAAUUAAAGAGCAAACUCUCUUCUUUGUCCAAACGCUAAAUUAUUGAAUCACCCCCAACUACAAUUUUCAAUACAGCUUUUAUAUUUCUGGAUGCAUGCAUAUAUAUAUAUAUAGUUGGUAUAUUUAUAUUUUUUGUAUGUGUGCAUUUAUUCAACAUAGCCAUCUCAUAUUCUCAUAUGAUGCUCAACAAAGACAUAUUGUGCAUUUCUGAUUUAUAGGGAUCUGUUUGUAUUGUAUUUUGUUUAGACCAUUCAUUUCCUAUUUGAAUGACGGGGGAAUAAGUCACCUGUGCGAGGACCUAUUGCCGUGGGAGGACACACCCUGUCUCAUUUGGAGCCACUCCUGGACGAUACGGAUGGAGAGGCACGCAAAAAAAACGAUUGACUGACGGCAGCCCAGCCAGCGGCUCAGUGCGCAGGAGAGGAAGUCAAACAGACAUCGUGGGAGAACUUAACUGAGAACCUGAUUUGUCACAUUUUGGGACUUUUUUUCUGUUCUGGAACAAUGAAGGGGAAAAAAGUAGAAUAAAUAAAAAUGGACACAACCUUAAUCGAGACUAUCUACUGUAUGGAUACAUGCUUCUGUAAAUAAGAAAAUAACACAGCAUGCCUGGGCCAAGAGCCUCCGUCCACACAUCUGUCCACCAGUGGCGAGCUAGGUAACGAGGUGUUCUUUCACUUGAUUUGCUGUGGUAACCCCCCUCGCAAUAAGUGUAUCAAGAUUAAUCAGCCGAUAAAAAUUGAGUGUAUUCAUAAAUGAGAUUCUAUAUACAGUGCAGAGAAACAAAUGUGCUAAGUUGAAUAAAUGUAUCGGAUCGGUCAUCUCACUUUUGUUUCCUUUGGUGAUUUUCAGUAGGUGAAUUGCUCUGCGGUGCGUUAAAGUGUGUGUGGGUUGGUGGGAGUGUGCGUGUGUUUGUGUUUAUCCUAAAGCACCAAGGUCAGAACCGCAGUCUAAUAGGCCAGAGACCAAAUGAAGGUACUUGAUGCCGUCACUCUUCCAGUUAGUUUUAGCACAAAAAAAAUGAGACAGAGGUCCCCUGUGAUGUGGUUGCCAUUGUAGAAGUCCCUCCCAAACCCACCCCCUUGUGCCGUGCAUUUAAACAUGCAAACACCCUGCGAUUGUAAUGGAGAUCGUUUUUUUCCUCACACACUAAAAUUAUCCUCACUAUAAUAGUCCUCAUCACUCCUGGUGGCUACACAAAUAAAAACUUCCAACGUUUCUGAAGCAAAAGUGUAGCAGAAGUUUAACUAAGUCCCAAAGUGGAACUUCUAGAAUGGCUAUAACUGCACAGUAGCAAUCUUUCACACCCAAACAAUCAGACCGGAUUUGCAAAAAGCACCUGUAAAAAAAAACCCGCCGAUCCGCACUGUGAUUUCAGCCGCCUGUUAUAAACAAAGAUGGCGACCAGGUCAAAUUCAAGCUUGUUGCAGCUCUAGAAAGCUGAUGGAAAAAGGACUGGAUGUCGGCACAACUUUUGUGUCACGUCGGCUGCACACAAGCGUCGUACAAUCCUCCUUGAGUAGUGCACACACUGCUUUACUCUUAGAACAGAUUAAAGGGGUACCGUUCUUUGUGUCUUUGUAAGAUGACGUUUUAACUUGCAAAAAAAGGUGGAAAAUACAUGUUGACUCUGGAACUUGUAUUUUUGUGUCUCUUACUGUGGGGUACAUUGCGCUUACCUGUAAAAGUUAUGGUAGUCCAAUGCUGUGCUUCUCCACCGUUUCCUCAAAAUGUCACGCUUUUUGAUCCAAGUUCAUGUUUUACUGUGAGGAAGAUUCUAGUUUGAAGUCUUUUUCUGUGGAGCCCUUAGUUGGCAUUCUCAAGUGCAUGCAGAAAAAAUAAACCCAUUAUGUCAAAUUGUUAAAAAAAAGGACGACAUACUGUUUAUCACGUUCAAAACAAUGUGUAUAGAGAAAAGUAAAUACCACGUGAGAGAGUCACAUAAACUAUUUAUCUUUAA
Molecule: messenger RNA, 4696 nt
Organism: Gasterosteus aculeatus aculeatus (three-spined stickleback)
Lineage: Eukaryota; Metazoa; Chordata; Actinopteri; Perciformes; Gasterosteidae
Gene: kcnc2
Product: potassium voltage-gated channel, Shaw-related subfamily, member 2
Biological process (GO): potassium ion transmembrane transport; protein homooligomerization; action potential
Cellular component (GO): presynaptic membrane; neuronal cell body membrane; voltage-gated potassium channel complex
Molecular function (GO): protein binding; delayed rectifier potassium channel activity
Source: RefSeq, a predicted model, not a curated record